CGUAGUGUUUACAUCUAAAAUGAUUAGUGACAGUGAUUAGUAAAUGCGCUUCGACGCUAAACAUACUACGUGACCAAUGAAUAACAAUCUGGAUAAUCAGAAGAGCCUAAUUGAAGUCACCAAGUACAUAUAUACCUCUACAUUGGAAGUAAUUCAACAAUAUCCUUACAGCGCUCCCUGCCCUGCAAUUAGCGGCCCGGAGUGACUAUAAAAAGCAGGCCAAAACAUUGCUCCCGACACUCGCCCGGAGCGGCUGACCACUCGACUUGCGGCUAGAAGGCAGAAGCCCCAUCGAUAGUAUCCACUUGAGUUCAUCGCCGGAAUGAUUGACAGCGGGGAGCUGGAGCUGGAGCCUGCCAUUGCUGGCCACUUCUACCGCAUCCCUCGGUUCUCGGCGAGAAUCGUUGGCAUCUGGCCGGAGAUGAGAAGGGGCAGUGGUCCGUGGUACACCCAUCUCCUGUUUGUGUUCGCCUUUCUGGUGGUUCUGGUGGGGGCUGUCGGCGAGGUCUCCUAUGGCUGUGUAGACCUGGAUGACCUGGUUGUGGCUCUGGAGGCCUUCUGCCCCGGCACCACCAAGGCGGUGUGUGUGCUGAAGCUGUGGGUCUUCUUCCGCUCCAGCCGCCAGUGGGCGGUGCUCAUCCAGCGCCUGCAAUCAAUGUUGUGGGCUGCUCGCCGCGAAGAGGGCCAAAGGAUGCUGGUCGCCCUGGCCACCACGGCCAGCAGGCUGAGCCUGUUGCUCCUCAGCUCUGGCACGGCGACCAACACCGCCUUCAACCUGCAACCGUUGAUUAUGGGCCUCUAUCGUUGGCUCUUUGAGCUGCCCGGGCAAAUCGAACUGCCCUUCAAUAUCAUAUUGCCGGCGUUCGCCAUUCAGCCAUCUCUGUUUCCGGUCACCUACGUGCUGCUGACCGCUUCCGGCGCCUGCACAGUGUUCGCAUUCAGCUUCGUGGAUGGCUUCUUCCUUUGCUCCUGCCUCUACAUCUGCGGCGUCUUCCGAUUGCUGCAGCAGGACAUUCGCAGGAUAUUCGCCGAUUUGCAUGGUGAUUCCGUGGACGUUUUCACGGAGGCAAUGAAUGCGGAGGUGCGCCAAAAACUGGCCCACAUCGUGGAGCGGCACAAUGCGAUUAUCGAUCUGUGCACGGACCUAACACGCCAGUUCACCGUUAUCGUUUUAAUGCAUUUCCUGUCCGCCGCUUUCGUCCUGUGCUCGACCAUCCUGGACAUCAUGUUGAACACGUCGUCGCUGAGCGGCUUAACCUACAUCUGCUACAGCAUCGCGGCCCUCACGCAGCUUUUCCUCUACUGCUUCGGCGGCAAUCACGUCAGCGAGAGUAGCGGUGCUGUGGCGGACGUGCUGUAUGACAUCGAGUGGUACAAAUGCGACGCAAGGACUAGAAAAAUGAUUUUAAUGAUAUUGCGGCGUUCGCAGCGGGCAAAAACAAUUGCGGUGCCGUUUUUUACGCCCUCACUGGCAGCCUUCGGUUCGAUACUCAGCACAACCGGCUCAUAUAUCACACUGCUGAAGACGUUUCUGUAAGCCUAUGCGGCGUAUGAUUGAUAUCCCGGAUUGGAUUUGCCACAGCGCCAGCAGAUACUUUGAAAUUUGUUCCUUCGCCGUUUUGUUUUGUUUAAAUUAAAA
Messenger RNA from Drosophila serrata, 1639 nucleotides. RefSeq names its product Odorant receptor 22c (gene Or22c). Gene Ontology annotation, molecular function: odorant binding; olfactory receptor activity. Lineage: Eukaryota; Metazoa; Arthropoda; Insecta; Diptera; Drosophilidae. The record is from RefSeq and is a predicted model, not a curated record. Gene Ontology annotation, biological process: sensory perception of smell; detection of chemical stimulus involved in sensory perception of smell. Gene Ontology annotation, cellular component: plasma membrane.